AUGCGUGCCAAUUCGAGCGGGCAGAGCCAUAUCAUACGUAAGUGUGCACGCGCGUACGACCAGAUCGCACAGUUCACAGACGAGCAGCACGAGCACAUCAUAGAUCAGUCGAGGUUCCACGAGCACAUCCGCAUCAUACAAGAGCGCAUCCUGGUCCUUGAGCUGCGAGAGCACGAGCAGUCCCCAGAGUACCAGUAUGACGACGAGCGCACAGUUAAGCUGCACAAGCUUUUGAAGGCAUGGUCUCCCAAGCAUAGGCGCAUAUCGCUCGUAGGCAUCCUGGACAACCAAGGGCACGUCAUAAGCGCGGGCACGAUGUCGAGCUGCCGCGACCCGACCGCCGUGAUUCAGGCGCGGGUGCGGAAGGCCCGCGAGAUGGAGGCGCAGAUCGGCAGGGGCGCCGGCGCUGCGGAGGGCGGCGGCAAGGUGGCCCUCGACCUGGGCAAGGCGAUCGUCAAGUGGUCGCUCUAG
Prorocentrum cordatum is the source of this 471-nucleotide messenger RNA. Lineage: Eukaryota; Dinophyceae; Prorocentrales; Prorocentraceae. The record is from the annotation of a GenBank genome assembly.